Molecule: messenger RNA, 2383 nt
Organism: Rhodotorula graminis WP1
Lineage: Eukaryota; Fungi; Basidiomycota; Microbotryomycetes; Sporidiobolales; Sporidiobolaceae
Exons: 10
Coding region: 1-2313 (770 amino acids)
Cellular component (GO): spliceosomal complex; intracellular anatomical structure
Molecular function (GO): RNA helicase activity; RNA binding; ATP binding
Source: RefSeq, a predicted model, not a curated record
AUGGCUGACGAGCCCAUCUCCAAGCGCCCGCGCACAGACGCACCCGUCGACAACCCUUACCUCGCCCACGUCCAGGACCCGCGCGACCGCAUGACGGGCGGACCUGGCGCACCUCCUCCCGGCGCGAGGCCAUUCGACGGCUGGCAGCCCAGGACCAAGGGCGGCAAGGACGUCGAGGCCGUCAUGGCCGGCGACAUCAACCCGUUCACGCUCCAACCCUUCUCCAAGCGCUACGCCGACAUCUUCGCCGUCCGCAAGAAGCUCCCCGUCCACCAGCAGAUGAACGAGUUCCUCGAGAUGUUUAACGCCAACCAGUUCGUCGUCCUCUCUGGCGAGACCGGGUCCGGCAAGACGACUCAGAUCCCGCAGUACGUCGCCUACGCCGACUUGCCGCACUUGCGGCGGCCGGGCCUCCAGGUCGCGUGCACGCAGCCUCGACGAGUCGCCGCCAUGAGCGUCGCCAAGCGCGUCGCCGACGAGAUGGACGUUCCGCUCGGCGAGCAGGUCGGCUACAGCAUCCGUUUUGAGGACUGCACGAGCCCCAACACGUUCCUCAAGUACAUGACCGACGGAAUGCUGCUCCGCGAGGCCAUGAACGACCACAUGCUGUCGCGCUACUCGUGCGUCAUCCUCGACGAGGCGCACGAGCGCACCCUCGCCACCGACAUCCUCAUGGGCCUGCUCAAGGACGUUGCGCGCCGGCGCCCGGACCUCAAGAUCGUCGUCAUGUCCGCCACGCUCGACGCCGCCAAGUUCCAGAACUACUUCUUCGGCGCACCGCUCCUCAAGGUUCCUGGUCGCACGUUCGCCGUCGAGAUCUUCUACACGCCCGAGCCCGAGCCCGACUACCUCGAGUCCGCCAUCCGCACCGUGCUCAUGGUCCACCAGGCCGAGCCAGAAGGCGACAUCCUCGUGUUCCUGACCGGCGAGGAGGAGAUCGAGGACGCGUGCCGCAAGAUCACGGUCGAGGCCGACCAGCUCGGGCCCCAGUUCGGCCCGCUCAAGGCCGUCCCGCUGUACUCGUCGCUCCCGCCUCAGCAGCAGCAGCGCAUCUUCGACAAGGCGCCGCCGCCCCGCACGCCCGACGGCCCGCCCGGCCGCAAGGUCGUCAUCUCGACCAACAUUGCCGAGACGUCGCUCACGAUCGACGGCAUCGUCUACGUCGUCGACCCGGGCUUCUCGAAGCAGAAGAUUUACAACCCGCGCAUCCGCGUCGAGUCGCUCCUCGUGAGCCCCAUCUCCAAGGCGAGCGCCAACCAGCGCGCCGGUCGUGCCGGCCGUACUCGCCCGGGCAAGUGCUUCCGCCUGUACACCGAGUCGGACUUUGUCAAGGAGCUCGAGGAGCAGACGUACCCCGAGAUCCUGCGGUGCAACCUCGCGUCGGUCAUCCUCGAGCUCAAGAAGCUCGGCGUCGACGACCUCGUCCACUUCGACUACAUGGAUCCUCCAGCACCCGAGACGGUCAUGCGCGCGCUCGAGCUCCUCAACUACCUCGCCGCGUUCGACGAUGACGGCAACUUGACGCCGCUCGGCGACCUCAUGUCGACCUUUCCGCUCGAGCCCCAACUCGCCAAGAUGCUCAUCGUCUCGCCCGAGUUCAAGUGCUCGAACGAGAUCCUGUCGAUCGCGGCCAUGCUGUCGGUGCCCAACCCGUACCUGCGCCCCAACAGCCAGCGCAAGGAGGCCGACGAGGCCAAGGCGCAGUUUGCCCACCCGAGCGGCGACCACCUGUCGCUCCUCAACCUCUACCACGCGUACAAGGGCAGCCCCGACGCCAACUGGUGCUGGAACAACUACGUGUCGCAUCGCGCCAUGCAGCAGGCCGACAACGUCCGCAACCAGCUCAAGCGCUCGAUGGAGAAGAUGGACCUCGACCUCGUCUCGACCUCGUUCGACGACAAGUCGUACUACAUCAACAUCCAGCGUGCGCUCACGGCGGGCUUCUUCAUGCAAGUCGCGCACCGCGAGGGCGACAAGAACGGGUACAUGACGAUCAAGGACCUGCAGGUCGUCGGCCUGCACCCGUCGACGGGCCUCGACCACAACCCCGAGUGGGUCAUCUACAACGAGUUUGUCCUCACGACCCGCAACUUUAUCCGCACCGUCACCGAGACGAGGCCCGAGUGGCUGUGGGAGUUCGGCGCGUCGUACUUUGACUACAAGAACGUCAACGCGUUCCCCGACUGCGAGGCGCGCCGCAUCUUUGAGCGCAUCGCCAAGGGCCAGAAGUACGUCUCGGGCGCCGCGUCGUCCAAGCGCAGCGGGCGCGACGACGACAAGCGCGACAAGAAGAAGCGCAAGGAGCGCCGGUGAGUGCGGGCGUCGGGGUGCGGGUUCGAGGUCUGGCAGAGCCUUGUUGUGCAAGUCCUUGCGUUCGCUUUUC